AUGAAUUCCACCACAAAGUUUCAGCAAAAUGCAUUGCGAAACAUCAUCGGGCUCUCCAUAGUUCUCUCCAUGGGCUUUCUCCUCAUCAUCCUUGCCGGAAUCUAUGGCAAUUGGUUCCCCAUCAUCAUUGGCAUCAUCUUUGCGGUGGCACAUCUUCCUGUAGCGAUCACACGGACUUUGACAGAAAAUGGCGAUUAUGACUUCAAUUUUGAGCCUUCACAGUCUUCGGUAGGCAACAUGUGGAAAGAGAUAGGGCAAUUCUUAUCGGCACUGUUGGUGGUGUCUGGUUUCUACUUGCCGGUUUUAUUGCAUCAUUCGCAUAUUUUAACGAGAAUAGCAAUGGUGUUGACGAUAAUUGGAGGUGGAUUGAUAUAUGGAACCGUGUACACUUUCAGCCUGUACUUUGAAGAGCCGCAAGAAGACGAUGAUUUGCCUGACCUUGGAGGUGGUGUCAUCUAG
Molecule: messenger RNA, 459 nt
Organism: Meyerozyma guilliermondii ATCC 6260
Lineage: Eukaryota; Fungi; Ascomycota; Pichiomycetes; Serinales; Debaryomycetaceae
Exons: 1
Coding region: 1-459 (152 amino acids)
Biological process (GO): late endosome to vacuole transport via multivesicular body sorting pathway
Cellular component (GO): Vps55/Vps68 complex; endosome
Source: RefSeq, a predicted model, not a curated record